Molecule: messenger RNA, 1598 nt
Organism: Tuber melanosporum (Perigord truffle)
Lineage: Eukaryota; Fungi; Ascomycota; Pezizomycetes; Pezizales; Tuberaceae
Exons: 3
Coding region: 60-1598 (512 amino acids)
Biological process (GO): heme A biosynthetic process
Cellular component (GO): mitochondrial inner membrane
Molecular function (GO): oxidoreductase activity, acting on NAD(P)H, heme protein as acceptor
Source: RefSeq, a predicted model, not a curated record
CAGCGAAUGUCUCAUUGACUUACCCCCCCCCUCUGAAGAGAGGUCGAGCAAGAAGCAAAAUGUCUUUCGCAAACCUCACCCCGCGGGGAAUCUCAGCGAACAUCUGCCGUACAGGUCUCUCCCGUACAACAACACUCGGGCUGCCGCGGUCACUGCUGGCGAUUGAAAGGUCAAAAUCGGCUUCCCCACUGAUGCUGCCGCGAGUACGGAACUUCUCCUUUACCAAUACAAGCCGCAACAAGGCCGCCACCCCAGCCCCCGCCACCCACCCCGGAACGCACUCUUCUCCGUUGGGUACUUUAGCAAACACCUUCGCCCACAACUCUCAAACCCUCAAAGCUGGUACCAAAACCCAGCCAUUCUUUCCGGACAUCAGUUCCCCGACCGUGGGCUACUGGCUGCUGGGCUCUGCGGGACUAGUCUUUGGCAUAGUAGUCCUAGGCGGACUCACUCGGCUGACCGAGUCCGGCCUAAGCAUAACAGAAUGGAAACCAAUAACGGGCACCCUUCCCCCCCUCUCCCCCGAAGAUUGGGAAUCCAAUUUUAGCAAAUACCGCAACUCCCCCGAAUACUGCAUCCUGAACCCAAACAUGACCCUAGACGAAUAUAAAUUCAUCUACUACAUGGAGUGGACGCACCGACUUCUCGGGCGGAUGAUCGGCCUUUUCUUCGUCCUGCCAGCAAUCUACUUCGUCGCCCGUGGGCGCGUAAGUCGGCGCAUGGCGUUCGGCCUGGGCGGCAUAUCCGGGCUAAUAGCCCUCCAGGGUGGGAUAGGGUGGUGGAUGGUAAAAUCUGGUCUUAAAGACGAACUAUUCCAGCAACCUGGAGCGCAUCCCCGCGUCAGCCAGUACCGCUUAACGGCACACCUGGGCACCGCGUUCGCGGUGUAUGCGGCAAUGCUAUGGAACGGGCUAUCGGUUCUCCGCGAGAACCGCCUUCUACUACCGAACCCGAAAGCCGCGAUUGAUGAAUUCAACGCGCUAUCCAACCCCGUGCUCCGCCCGUUCCGCCGUCUAGUAGGCGUGAUCGGUGUACUGGUGUUCAUAACCGCCAUGUCCGGCGGUCUGGUCGCCGGCUUGGAUGCGGGCCUCAUUUACAAUGAAUUCCCAAAAAUGGGCAACGGGUACAUUCCCCCGCUCACGGAGCUCAUGGACCCAUUCUACGCUCAACAUCCAGAUCACUCGGACACGUGGUGGCGCAACAUGCUGGAGAACCCCACAACCGUGCAAUUCGAUCACCGAUGUCUUGCCAUAUCCACCUUUUCCUUCAUUGCUGCGGUGUUCGCUUACUCGAGAUUGAGCCCCGCCGUCGCCGGGGCGCUCACGAAGAACGGGAAAGGGGGGAUUACUGGAGUGAUGCAUUUGGCUAUCUUGCAGGUUUUGCUCGGCGUUGGGACCUUGGUGUACAUGGUCCCUACGCAUCUAGCGGCUACCCAUCAGGCGGGGAGUCUAGCGCUGUUUACGGGCGCUAUCGUGCUUGCCUCAAGGGUUUGGCUGCCCAGGGCUGCGGCCAGUGCCGCGAGGAGAAGGUUGGAGGUGAUGGCGGGGAGAAAGGUUGGGGGGGGAGAAGGUCGUGAGGCGAGGCGAGGCGGUGAGUGA